Molecule: messenger RNA, 1899 nt
Organism: Triticum dicoccoides
Lineage: Eukaryota; Viridiplantae; Streptophyta; Magnoliopsida; Poales; Poaceae
Product: zinc finger protein GAI-ASSOCIATED FACTOR 1-like
Exons: 3
Coding region: 126-1646 (506 amino acids)
Cellular component (GO): nucleus
Molecular function (GO): DNA-binding transcription factor activity
Source: RefSeq, a predicted model, not a curated record
AGCGGUUUGGCACUGAUCACUCACCCACCUCCUCACAGGGAACCAGGAGCAGGCAGCUAGCAGAAUUCCGGUCACUGGAGGUGGUCGAUCGUGUGGCCCUUCGUGAGCUUGCUGUGCUCUGGCGCAUGCGCAGUUGCAUGCCGCCCAUGGCGUGCGGGGGCGGUGCCACGGGGACGGGGGAGUGCACUGGGAGCUUCUCUUCCGUGAGCAGCACGGGGGAGGGGCUGGGGGAGGAGUUCCGGCUGCCGUUCCUGGCCAUAAGCCCGCCGGAGAUCGGUGAAGACGACGGCGAUCUCCGGCUCGUGAUCGCCGGCACCUCCGACCCGCUGUCCGCCCCGCCGGCCACAACGACCAAGAAGAAGAAGAGAUGCCUUCCCGGGACUCCAGACCCGAGCGCGGAGGUGAUCGCGCUGUCGCCGCGGACGCUGAUGGCGACGAACCGGUUCGUGUGCGAGAUCUGCCACAAGGGCUUCCAGCGCGACCAGAACCUGCAGCUGCACCGGCGCGGCCACAACCUGCCGUGGAAGCUGCGGCAGCGCGGCGCCGAGGGCGGGGCGGCGCCGCGGAAGCGGGCCUACGUGUGCCCGGAGCCGGCGUGCGUGCACCACGACCCCCGGCGCGCGCUGGGCGACCUCACCGGCAUCAAGAAGCACUUCUGCCGCAAGCACGGCGAGAAGAAGUGGAAGUGCGACCGCUGCGCCAAGCGCUACGCCGUGCACUCCGACUGGAAGGCCCACGCCAAGGUCUGCGGCACCCGCGAGUACCGCUGCGACUGCGGCACCCUCUUCUCCAGGAGGGACAGCUUCGUGACGCACCGGGCCUUCUGCGACGCGCUGGCGCAGGAGAACAGCAAGCUGGCGCAGCCGGCCAUGAACAUGGCCACGGUGGCCUCGGCGCUCCAGGGCCAGCAGCACGCUCACCACCACCACAACCUCAUGCUGCCGUCCACCCACGCCGACGACCUGGACAUGGACGCCGACGAGGCGUCCGCUUACGAGCCGGACAUCAAGAGCCCGCACCUGAAGAUGUUCUCCGACUACGACGCCGACGCAGCCGCCGCCGACAACCCGCUGGGCUGCAUGCUCUCCAGCCUCGGCGCUACCCCGACCGCCUUCAGCCCGAGCAGCAGGCUCAGCAUGCUGGGCCUGCAGGCAGGGCCGAGCGACCCCGCCGCAAUCGGCGGCUGCUACUCCCCGGGAAACAACGGCCUGGCGAGCAUGUCCGCCACGGCGCUGCUGCAGAAGGCGGCCCAGAUGGGCGCGACGACGUCGAGUGGCUACGGCGUGAGCUUCACCCCUGGCCACCCGGGCCUCGCGUCCACCAUGGCCGGGCUCGACCGCCUUCCUUGUACCGCGGGCCCGUUCGGGCCGACGAGAGCCUACGGCACGUACGACGGGGUGGUCGGGUUCGGCGUCGGCGGGCUGAUGCCUGGCCAGCUCUACAACGACGCAGCCAACGGUAGCACGACGAGGAACGUUGGACCGGCGGCCAGCGGCGCGGACAACCCGAUGGAUGAUGAGCGCCGGCGAGGCGCCGACAACGGCGUGCGCGUGGUGGACUACAUGGGCGUCGAGCACCAGAGAACAAGCUACGGUAGCGUGAGUAGCGCCAGCCCGUUCCCGGAUCACACGGGCCCGUGGGCCUAGGGUCUGCCAUCCGGCCCACGCAGGCUACAGGGGAGAGACGGCGUCUCUUUCUAAUUCGAGAUUUGAGACUUCAGCACAAUUGUGUACUGCUAUCUGAUGAAUCAACCAGAGAUUUCUGCCAUGUGUUCAUCCAUCUACCUGAGCCUGUGCGAGCACAGACAACAAGUAGCAAAGCCUUAUUUAACUAGUCAACCAGCAGCAGGUCAUGUAGAGUGGAGACUCUCGAUUCAACCAAACUUUGUUUCACAGUUAC